Molecule: messenger RNA, 1992 nt
Organism: Neltuma alba
Lineage: Eukaryota; Viridiplantae; Streptophyta; Magnoliopsida; Fabales; Fabaceae
Exons: 6
Coding region: 193-1686 (497 amino acids)
Source: RefSeq, a predicted model, not a curated record
UCUGCUAGUGGAUUGAAGUUUGAUGCUUCCUCUAGCCCAGUUUCAAGACUUGGCUCAGGCGUUUCAAGAAGUUGUAAAGAUGUCCUCCGUCAAAUAUUUCAUGAGAUACCAUUGUCAGAUCCGGAGAUAGCUGGAGUAGAGAUUGUGCAAAGAGGUGUAUACCCAUUUGUGACACAUGAAAGAGCUAACGCUAUGAAAUUGGAAUUGGAGCAGCUGAAAGAAUCAGUCAUUGAAGGUACUCAUCCAUGUGCUGAUCGCUUAAAAGAAAUGAGUGAGCUGACACUUCAGAAUCAGGAUUUGUCUGCAAAUGAUGGCAAAUGCAAUGAUCUUUCUAAUAAUGAUAAUGAGAGUGACAUGGGAGCAAAACAGAAGUCAUCACCAAAAGAACAUUUACACGCAAGUAUUGAUGAUCCAGAAAAAGCUCAACACAAGAGUGGCAAUUCUCAAUCUGAACAGGAAAUAGAUGUUCAACCGAAGGAACCCAAUGCUGCAUAUCCAAAUCCCACACACGAAGUUACCGUUGAUUCUUUUAAUGGCGUUGGAGCAGACCACCCUGAAAUGAUUGCUUUUGCUGCCGAAAGGCAUGAGUUCUUUAGCCCUCACUAUCUAUCUGGUCAUGAUUUCUCAGAAAAUACUGAAUGGAGAGACCAAAAUCUUUGUAUGAAGUGUAAUCAAGGCGGUCAGUUACUGGUUUGUAAAACAACUACUUGCCAAUUAAAGGUUCAUGAAAGCUGUUUUAGUAAGUCUGCUCAAUGUGAUGGGAAGGGCAACUUUUUGUGCCCAUUUUGUGCAUAUUCUUGUGCUGUUUCAGAAUAUCUUGAAGCAAAAAAGAAGGUUUUUGUGGCUAGGGAAGAACUAUGUAUCUUCCUUGGUAAGGGUAUAGAGGAUCAGGCAAUGGAACUCCUUGAAGUUCAUAGAAAAGAAAAUAACUCUUCAAUCAAGGACAAGUAUGAAAAUAAUCUCAUCAAAGACAAUGGAAAUGACCAGUCAUUAGGAACAGCAAGAGAAGACAAUCAAGAACAUGUAAACGAAGUCAGUACUCUUCAGUUUGAAAGAAGUCAGCAACAGGCAGAGGCUUCCAUGCCAUGUGAUAAUAUUCCUCCGUUAUGCAGAGAAAAGGGAAUUGUAAACAAUGGGACGGAGACAGUUUUAAAUGGAGGAGAAGGAACGGGUAACAUUGAGAAUCCAAAAAUUUUACAUGUUCAAAGAGUUGAAGAAAGCCAAGUUGCAGCAGACCAUAGAACUGCUGGUGAUAGCUUAUUUCGUCAUGUUCCCUCUGUUAAGCAAAACGCUACGGGGAAAGAAAAUCAGCGGGAAUUAAUUGGAGAAUACAGCACUGAUCGGACAGAAGAGCCUGCUUGUGCGCAUUAUAAUGAAGAGAACGUUUCUGAAGAUGGCAGUGAAAAGCAUAUAAAUUCUAGAUACUCCAUGAGAUCCCGAAACUAUCAAACACAAUGCAAGCCACGACCUCCACUAUUAAGAAAACGGAAGAACGUUCCAUGGACAACUGAGGAGGAAGACAUACUAAUGGAAGGAGUGCAGAAGUUUGGAGUGAGCGACCAACAAAGAAUGCCAUGGAAGCAAAUUUGGGAAUUUGGCUCUCAUGUUUUUCUAAGUGAACGUAGGCCAGCAGAUCUGAAGGAUAAAUGGAAGAACAUAUGCAAAGCAAAAAGGAAAUCAAAAUGAAAGAGCAGCAUCUUGGGCAUGCUCCUGUGAAUAUAGUCAUGUUUAUAUGCUCUUCAUACCUAUCCCAGCCUGACGAUUUUCAGCUGUUAAGAGUUACCAUCAUAUUUUCAGUCAACUGGGUAGCUUAUAGUCGGGCUUGGUUGUAUUUGGGUUGGAUUAGAAACUAAUUCGGUGAAGAUCUAUGUAGUUAUGGAUGAUCCUGCUUAGAAAGGACUUGUAAAGAUAUAUGUAGUUAUAGUUUGAUGAUUUUUUACCCCUUUGUUAGUUAUAUUCAACUCAGCCGUUAAUAGUUGCGAUCUUCCAUUA